Messenger RNA from Megalops cyprinoides (Indo-Pacific tarpon), 3864 nucleotides. It is a transcript of the gene vars2, whose product is annotated as valyl-tRNA synthetase 2, mitochondrial. Lineage: Eukaryota; Metazoa; Chordata; Actinopteri; Elopiformes; Megalopidae. Gene Ontology annotation, biological process: valyl-tRNA aminoacylation. The coding region runs from base 33 to 3371 and encodes 1112 amino acids. Gene Ontology annotation, cellular component: cytosol. The transcript is spliced from 30 exons. The record is from RefSeq and is a predicted model, not a curated record. Gene Ontology annotation, molecular function: aminoacyl-tRNA deacylase activity; valine-tRNA ligase activity; ATP binding.
GCGUCUGCCAAGUGACAAAAUGUGAAAUGUGAAUGACCGACUACAGCAUUGCGGGCAAAUCAGUUUGUCUGAGUGUGAUGUGGACACCAGCAUCCCGUCUGUCUGCGAGGGCGCGGGGAGGAGGGAUAGGGAGAGCGUGGGGGGUGUGGAAGUGCAGACACUGCGUGCGAAACUCGGGCACCCUUCCUCCCUCCUCCUCUUCCUCUCCACAUGCUCCUUCCCCUCGAACGCAGCUGGAGAAGGAGAAACGGCGGCGGGAACGGGAGCGCGCAAUACUAACCAGCGAGCACAGUAAUGCAGAAGAUGAUGGGAUCAAAUGGAGAGAGAAAGAAAAGAUAGCGUACACUGCUCCAACCAUACCUGGGGAAAAGAAAGACACAUCAGUGCCUUUCCCCCCCUCCUACAGCCCUCAGUAUGUGGAGACGAGCUGGUACCAGUGGUGGGAGAAGGAGGGAUUCUUCACACCUGAGUAUCAGCACAGGCUACCUCAAAGAGUGAAUCGGUCCUUCUCUCUGUGUAUCCCUCCACCCAAUGUGACCGGAACUUUGCACCUAGGCCACGCCCUCACUGUUGCCAUAGAAGAUGCCCUGGCUCGCUGGCGGAGGAUGCAGGGAUACAAAGUGCUGUGGGUCCCAGGGUGUGAUCAUGCUGGCAUCGCUACGCAGGCAGUAGUCGAGAGGAAACUCUUAAAGCAGCACGGAAAACGAAGGCAGGGCUACAGCAGAGGGGAGUUUCUGCAGGAGGUUUGGAACUGGAAGAACGAGAAAGGAGAUGAGAUUUAUCAUCAGCUGAGGAUGUUGGGAGCUUCGCUGGACUGGAACAGAGCAUGCUUCACCAUGGACCCGGGUUUCAGCAGAGCUGUGUCGGAGGCCUUCGUCAGGCUGUGUGACUCAGGCCUGAUCUAUCGCUCUGAGGGGCUCGUCAACUGGAGCUGUGCGCUGGAGUCAGCCAUCUCCGACAUAGAGGUCGAGUCAGUCAAUCUGUCUGGGCGGACUCUACUCUCUGUCCCGGGGUACCAGAAAAAAGUGGAGUUUGGGACCAUGGUCACCUUUGCCUACCCCAUUGAGGGACAGGACGGGGAGGUGCCGGUGGCCACCACACGCCCCGAGACGAUGCUGGGGGAUGUGGCCAUCGCUGUGCACCCUGAUGAUCCCAGAUACCAGUCGCUCCAUCAUAAAGAAUGCAGGCAUCCCUUCACCGACAGGCUGCUGCCCAUCGUCCCUGAUCCCACGGUGGACAUGGAGCUCGGCACAGGAGCAGUAAAGGUGACUCCAGCACAUGACCACACUGACUUCCUGCUCUCCCAGAGACACUCCCUCCCCCGCAUCACUGUGAUUGGAGGAGAUGGGACCAUGACAGCUGACUGUGGCCAAUGGCUGGAGGGAGUGAAGCGUUUCGAUGCCAGGGAGCGUGUGAUCGAAGCCCUGAUGGAGAAGAACCUGUUCAGAGGGAAGAAGGAGCACCCCAUGUCCCUACCUAUCUGCAGCCGCUCCGGAGACGUGGUGGAGCCCCUGCUGAAGAGACAGUGGUUUGUGCGCUGUGCAGAAAUGGCCCAAAGAGCCGUGCAGGCUGUGGAUGAUGGUGAGCUGGAAAUAAUCCCUCACUUCUACACAAAAACGUGGAAGAGCUGGCUGACCAACAUCAGUGAUUGGUGCAUUUCCAGACAGCUGUGGUGGGGUCACCAGAUUCCAGCCUAUCGGGUGUCUUUCCCGGAGACAGCAGGCUCAGAGGAGGAGCUGUGGGUUUGGGGCAGGGACGAGGAAGAGGCCAGGAACAGGGCUGCCGAGAAAUUUGGGGUGACGUCAGAGGCCAUUUCUCUGAGUCAGGACCCAGAUGUCCUGGAUACCUGGUUCUCCUCAGCUCUCUUCCCGUUCGCCAUGCUGGGCUGGCCACAGCAGACACAUGACCUGCAGCAGUUCUACCCCAACAGUCUGCUGGAGACAGGAAGUGACCUCAUUUUUUUCUGGGUGGCCAGGAUGGUCAUGCUGGGUAUGGAGCUGACUGGACAGCUGCCGUUCAAACAGGUCCUCCUGCAUUCCCUGGUUAGAGACAAACAUGGCCGGAAGAUGAGUAAAUCUCUGGGGAAUGUUAUCGACCCUCUGGACGUCAUUUCUGGCAUCUCUCUGCAGCGGCUUCAGGAGAAAGUGAAGGAGGGGAACCUGGACCCCAGAGAAACCACUGUUGCCAUGGAAGCGCAGAGAAGGGACUUUCCCCGGGGAAUUCCAGAAUGUGGCACCGACGCCCUGCGAUUGGCUCUUUGCUCCUAUAAGAUCCAGGGGGAGGACAUCAGUCUGUCUGUCUCCCAGGUCCUGAGUUGCAGGCACUUCUGCAAUAAGAUGUGGCAGACGGUGCGUUUCACACUGAGAGCUCUGGAAGAGACAGACACAGAGCUGAGGACGCUGGCCGAGACCCAUCCCGUCAGCAGCAUAGACAGGUGGGUGUGUUCCAGGCUGCGGAGCUCGGUGCUGCAGAGUGAGCGAGGGUUCGAGAGCUACGACCUGCAGUCGGUCACCGCUGCCCUGCACUCCUUCUGGCUGCACAACCUGUGUGACGUCUACCUGGAGUGCAUUAAGCCCGUGCUGAGCGGGCGAGGGGCGGAGUCAGACGCCCAGGUGCAGAAGGAGCGGGCGAGUGCUCGGGCGGUGCUGUACCACUGCGUGUCCGUCUCUCUCGCCCUCCUCGCCCCCUUCAUGCCGUUCCUCACUGAGGAGCUGUGGCAGCGCCUGCGUGUGUACGCCCCGGACACCCCGAACGCCCAGAACACCCCGGGCGCGCCGGCCGCCAGCCUGUGUGUGCAGCCCUACCCCCAGCCCGGCCUGCUGGCUCACUGGCACUUCCCUCAGGAGGAGGCCGACUUCCCCUUCGUACAGGAAGUUGUCAGAGUGGCGAGGUCACUGCGAGCCCAGUGUCGGAUUACGAAGGCUAAACCCGACAUGUGGGCCGUUUGUUCUCCUGCCCAGGCCCAGACCCUUCUGCACUUUGGCUCUGCUGUUCGAACCCUGAGCCGGAUAUCCAACCUUUACAUCCACUGUCCACUGGAGGGCGAUAACAAGCCCUCACCACUCUCUGGGCCCCCUCCCCCCAAAGGCAGCACAGUUGGAGUGGUUGACCACACCUGUCAGUUACACCUGGACAUACAGGGUGGUGUGGACACAGACAGACAGAGCCUCCUGCUCUCUCAGCGCAGAGAGAGGAUCCUCUCCCAGCUGGAGCAGUGCCUGGCUCGAACCCGAGCGCCCCAGUACGCAGAGAAGGUGCCGGAGCGCGUCAAACGGGAGGCGGAGAACAGGAUCUCUGCCUUAGAACAAGAGCUGAAGAACAUCCAGGACCAACUGCUAGCGCUACAGAGCUUAAAACAACAUGACAGCUGAGAUGGGGGGGGGGGGGGGGGGGGGGGGCUGGCUAAUCCAGUCUGCCAUGGGAGCAAGAGGGAGCUCAAAACAAACGGCCGACAAAGGGAACCCUGCACCGGCACGGCCGCAGCGAGUCAGCGUGGGAAAGAGGGACUUCAUGAGUCCCAUAUGAGUCCCAUGAUGGAUGGAGUGCCGUCAAUCACUGACUCGCAGGAGCCAAUCAGACCCAGCGAAACAUGGUGGCAUCGAUAGAUAGCCGAUUUGAACACGUCAUGGCUCCACUUAUUUUUCAGCCAUGUGGGAUUUUCCACCUGCAGCAGGAGCAUGAACAGGAUUGGACCAAGUGCAGCGGCUCUGUUGUUUCUGACUAAAUGAUCGUGAAGUGAAUGCACAAUAAAUGAUUUAUGUAUUUGGUGGGUUGGGCAUUGUUUUGCUUAUUUUAGUUUAAAUAACGUGUUUUAUUUUUAUUUUCUUACCUGAUACAGUUAUGCAGGGCGAUGUAUAAUGCUUG